GUGGUGGUGGUGGUAUUGCUGGCUAUUUGCAAUGGAACGCAGCAAUAUUGAUUAUGUAAUUGUGGAUUAAAGCUGGUUAUAUACCAUUCUGGGAUUAUAAAUACUUCAGUAAGCCUCUUUAACAACUCUCUUAUGGAUGUGAAAGUGUAUUACUAUCUGAUGUACAUUUUCUGGGUCGUGUUUGAUAACAUAGAUCAUGAAUAAUAAUGUUUCAUUCUCAGUCGUUGAAGGAAUCAUGGUCUGAUUUAGAGCACUUUAUAUAGAGAAGGAUCCGUUUUGAUUACUACAAAAGAAAAAAAAUAACAUCUGAGAUAAAUUUUGAGGAGUUAUGCAUGUCGCAUUGGAUAGGGUAAUGGAGGAAGACGAGGAUGGCGAGUCGGCGGUUGAGAGACUCGUCUCCAUGCGGGCAGCCCAGGCGGCUCAGGACAACAAAGUCCGUAUCAACGUCGGCGGCAUCCGCCACGAGACGUACAAAUCGACGCUGCGCAACAUCCCCGACACCCGCCUCGCGUGGAUGACGACGGUCUCGAUCACGAAUACGACAGCGGAUUACGACCCGAUCACGUGUGAGUUCUUCUUCGACCGGCACCCGACGAUGUUCGAAGCGGUGUUGAAUUACUAUCGAACGGGCAAGCUCCACGCGCCGAGCAACGUCUGCGGCCCGGCUUUUGAGGAGGAACUUCAGUUUUGGGGUAUUGAUGAAAAGCAGAUUGAACCGUGCUGCUGGUCGCAUUACACCCAGCACCGAGAUGCGCAAGAAACACUGCAAAAACUACAGGGUGCUGGAUUUGAAAGCGAGGAGGAGGAGGAAGAAGACGUAGCUAAAAUCUUCGGAAUCGAGGAAGUUUCAGAAACAGAGAAGAACCAGUGGUACAGGAAAUGGCAACCCAGAAUAUGGACCCUCUUAGAGGAACCUUACUCUUCCCGAGCGGCUUUGCUUACAGCUUCAAUAUCCUUCAUCUUCGUGAUGCUAUCCAUUAUGUCCUUCUGCAUGGAAACAGCGGAAUCUUUCACCGUCAUAAACAACGGGACGAACGGAGAAGAAUACAGUGAACCCAUCGAAGCGCUCUUCAUCCUUGAAGGCAUCUGCGUGGCCUUCUUCACAAUCGAACUCAUCGUCCGUCUCGUCUUUUGUCCGAACAAAGUCAAAUUCUUCCUCGAAGUCCUGAACAUCAUCGACAUCGUCGCCUGCAUUCCCUUCUACGUCGACGCUGUCGUCAAGAUCGCCGGUGAACACCUUACCGGGCAGUGGAACGAAAUCCUCGGCUUCAUGAGGAUCGUCCGUAUCUUCCGAAUCUUCAAGCUAGCGCGCCACCUAAGUGGCUUACAAAUCCUCGUGCAUACCUUGAAAGCGUCCGCAAAGGAACUUGUGUUGUUGAUAGUGUUCUUAGGUCUCGGUGUGCUGAUAUCCUCCAGCCUUAUUUACUAUGCAGAGCGGUGGGUGGCCCAGGAUGGCCAGAGGAAUGACUUUCAGAACAUCCCGGUUGGGUUCUGGUGGGCCGUCGUCACGAUGACGACGGUCGGAUACGGUGACCUGGUGCCGAGGACGUGGCUCGGGAUGGUCGUCGGUGCGAUCACGGCCAUCAUCGGCGUCUUGACGCUGGCUCUGCCCGUACCGGUAAUCGUCAACAACUUCGCGCUGUACUACACGCACGCGCAGGCCAGAUCAAAGCUACCCAAGAAGCGGAAGAGGGUCUUGGUCGGCGCUGCGGAUGCGUUGAAGACACAAGGUGCUAACAUCUCGUCGAGUAUCAGUGGUUAUUCCACCCAGUCAACUACCGAGGAUGAUGAUGCUAGUAUUAGGAGUGAUGAUAUGCCUUUGAAGACAGUAUCUGGAACGGUGCAAGCUGCGGGAGAGAACAAGAAGGACACCCCAGCACAUCUCUUCACCGCCGCCUCGGCGAAGGGGGAGAAAACCAGCAUCAGCGUCACCUUCACCGACGAGUGCGCUGAAACGUUCGCCAGUCCCAAGAAGACGCGGUCGCCGUCGCCGACAUCGCCCGCGCCGAAGGAGCCCGGGGGAGAAGGGGGCGGCAAGCCCGCGAGGAGGAUGGUCAAGAGGAUGAGUCUCAUGCCGGCGGCGAGGAGAGAGAGCUUCAUGCCGAAUGGUAACAGCGGUCGAACACGGUCGCUACCCCACGGACGUCGACGAUCACGAAUGCCUUCGAUGCCGGAAGUAGAAACGUAACCGGAAGUACUAUGAGAGGUCAGCUGGUCACACCACUGAUCUGCUAAUACACAGAGCCGUGGGUCACACCUAUCAUAAUACAAUCGAAACACAGAGAAAGCAUAUUGUGAAUGUGAUAAUGUAAAGAGAAUCACAUUGACAGAGGAUAUGCCGACAUAGCGCCGGUAGAGGCGGAAUGGAGUCAACCAAUGUGGACUAGCGAUAGCGAUGAGUCGACUCCUUUUGCUUUUUGGCUGAACAUCGCCAUUUACCAUAGUUAUUGUCUGACCAGAAACAAUGUGUCAAGAACAAUUUGGCAAAGGACAUGCCGACAUAGCACCGAUGUGUAGGCGGAAUUGGAUCAACAUAAUAUGGCCUUUAAUGAAUUCGUUGAAUCGACUCACUACGCUUUUUAGCUGAUCAACGCUAAGCAGUUUUCUGACUAUGGAAAAUAAAAAGACAGAUUGUUCCAGGCUAUGUAAAUCGCCGUGAGAUGCCUAUACACCUAACAAUAAUUAUUCUGUGACUAUUUUGCGCAUUGGACGCAUGUACAAAAUGCAACGUCGGGAACGUGACGCAAGCUUCGGAUUUUGGCCUAUUUUCCAUAACAACUGCAAGUCAAUGUGAAAAUAUAAAGAUAUUGAUGAACUACUUGACCGCGUUACGGAGUAAGGUGACAGGAAGAACAAUGGGAGAAACAUAAAUAAGCCGGUAACAUACAUGGGCUGAUUUUUUUUUUGCAGACGACACAGGUUCAAUAUCACCAUGACAACGCUUCUAGAGGGAUCGAUUGACCACGAUAGUCGGGCAGCGCCAACAGCUGGUAACAAGACCGAUCGAGAGAUGACUGUUGCCUUGGAUACCGCGUCGGUUGUCGAUCUUUGCCGAGGCCAGAGCUCUCCCAAAAGGAAGCAGAGCUCAGAAGGACAACCAUUUGGUGGGGAGGGAGAGAGAAUGUCGUCCAUGGGUCAAUAUGUUUCAGUUUUGUAUUUGUCACAUAAUUAUGAUGAUGUUGAUAGGGAUAUAUUUUACCUAACAAACAACUCUUUUUUUCGUGUAUUGUGUGUAUGCUGAUAUGAUCUUCCCUUUACUGCAUGAAGGCCUAUAGAAAGCUCUGAAAUGAAAACAAUUCUAGAUUUUCACUUCUUUUUAAAUCGCUGACGCUUUUUACGAUUCAUUUUGAGAAAUGCCGAACGUUCGAGCAUCUAGAUGUUCCCCAAGUUGAUCUUUGUCUUGGGAGAAGACACUUGACUUAUAUCGGAGUUGUCGUCUGGUCGAAGUAUCACGAACAUUGCCGAACUUUUCCCAGUUAAAGAAAACCACAUCGGUCGCUCGAAGUUUAUACGAGAAGUGGCGAUUAUUUCCGAGAAUAAGACGUUUACGGAACUGCAUACGAGGAAUAUGUCUGGAGAUGUCACCCAAAACAUUAUGAUUUUUUUUAAU
Lytechinus variegatus (green sea urchin) is the source of this 3610-nucleotide messenger RNA. RefSeq names its product potassium voltage-gated channel protein Shaw-like. The coding region runs from base 329 to 2188 and encodes 619 amino acids. Gene Ontology annotation, cellular component: voltage-gated potassium channel complex; axon; neuronal cell body membrane. Gene Ontology annotation, molecular function: protein binding; delayed rectifier potassium channel activity. Gene Ontology annotation, biological process: protein homooligomerization; potassium ion transmembrane transport. Lineage: Eukaryota; Metazoa; Echinodermata; Echinoidea; Temnopleuroida; Toxopneustidae. The record is from RefSeq and is a predicted model, not a curated record. The transcript has 5 exons.